Messenger RNA from Macrosiphum euphorbiae (potato aphid), 249 nucleotides. The record is from the annotation of a GenBank genome assembly. Lineage: Eukaryota; Metazoa; Arthropoda; Insecta; Hemiptera; Aphididae.
AUGCCACAAAAUUUCAAAAAAGAUUCUGAAAUACCUCGGGGAGAAUUUGACUACCAAUUUUCUACUUCAGGUAUUGAAAUAUUCAAAUGGAAAGAUAACAAAGUGGUACAUAUUGGGUCAAACUAUCACGGUAACGAAAUAACAUCUGUUGAUAGGACUAUGAAAGAUGGCUCUAGAUUGAGCAUAUCAUGCCCAAAUCCAAUCAAAGACUACAACAAAUAUAUGGGUGGAGUUGAUCACGCAGACUGA